This is a messenger RNA of Lepisosteus oculatus (spotted gar), 1059 nucleotides long. NCBI's taxonomy places the organism in Eukaryota, Metazoa, Chordata, Actinopteri, Semionotiformes, Lepisosteidae. The record is from RefSeq and is a predicted model, not a curated record.
AUGUCGCCACUCUUUGGUGCGGACAGUGUGGAGUCUGGCGCCCCCCCGUGGCCGCCGGGAGAACUCGACUCCUGGAGCUCGCCCAGCGCCGACGAGAGCUACGCCCUGAGGCCCCCUCCUGCGCCCUGCAGCCCGGCUGAGACUGCCUGCGCCGAGCCCGUGCCUGCUCCCUGCAGCUGGGCCAAAGGUGCAGAAGAGCAGGGGCAGCAGCAGGGGGCUCUGCUGGACAUGGACCCAGGUGCGGCCCCAGCAGCUGGGAAACGUGCCCGCAAGCUCCGCACGGCUUUCUCCGAGACGCAGAUGACUGCGCUGUGCGAGCGCUACAUGAUCAAGAUGUACCUCACUCCAGCAGAGAUGAAGAGCCUGGCUGACAAAAUCGGACUGUCUUACAAACAGGUUAAGACCUGGUUUCAGAACCGCAGGAUGAAACAAAAGAGGCAGCAGAAGACUCUGACCGAGGGAGAGGAGCAGGUCCCCAGCUCUGGGUACCCCAUUAUUCAGCCUCUCCUCUUGGAGAGCUCCAGCUCUGCGUACCCCAAUAUUCCACCUCUUGCCUUGGUAAGCACUAGCUCUGCUUACACCAAUAUUCAGGCUCAGACAUCGGAAAGCUCUGCGUACCCCAAUGCUCAAGCUGAGGCCUCAGAAAGCUCUCCGUACCCCAGUAUUCAAACUCAGUCAUUCGAAGACUUGGGCUCUGUCUACCCCAACUUUCAAGCUCAGACGUUGGAGAGCCCCACCUCUGUGCACGCCAGUGUUUCACCUCAGACCUCAGAAAGCCCCACUGCUGUGUACCCCAAUGUUUCACCUCAGACCUCAAAAAGCUCCAGUUCGGUGUACCCCAAUAUUUCACUGCAGUUCUCGGUAAACCCCAACUGUCCCUACCCCAAUAUUCCACUUGUCACCUCGGAAAUCCCCAGCUCUCUGUACAACAAUGUUUCACCUAAUAUCUUGGAAGGCCCCAGCUCUGCGUACCCCAAUAUUCCACCGCAGCUGUCCUUUAGAUUCCCAGCCUCCCGCCCCGCGGACCCGCGGGCCGAUCUCCCCACCCUGCUGCCCUGA